Molecule: messenger RNA, 1131 nt
Organism: Hypomesus transpacificus
Lineage: Eukaryota; Metazoa; Chordata; Actinopteri; Osmeriformes; Osmeridae
Gene: prtfdc1b
Product: phosphoribosyl transferase domain containing 1b
Exons: 9
Coding region: 115-795 (226 amino acids)
Biological process (GO): GMP salvage; hypoxanthine metabolic process; IMP salvage
Molecular function (GO): magnesium ion binding; hypoxanthine phosphoribosyltransferase activity
Source: RefSeq, a predicted model, not a curated record
UUCUCUCAGUUGUAUUCCCCUCCUCCGUCGUAUUCCCCGCGAUCUGUGCCACUUUUCUCUGAAUACGACAUCGCGGUCUAUAAAGAGGAGUAUUGUCCUCGGUUUGAAAACAACAUGGCAGACAAUUUAGUGGCCCAAUCUGGAGGAAGAGACAGGGGAGUUGUGAUCAAGGAUGACUGGCCAGGAUACAAUUUAGAUUUGUUCAGUUACCCUGAGCACUAUUCUAAGGAUUUGGAAUGUGUCUACAUUCCACACGGUGUGAUUAUGGACAGGACAGAGCGCCUUGCCAGGAACAUAAUGGAGGACCUGGGGGAUCAUGCUAUUGUGGUGUUAUGUGUGCUGAAGGGAGGCUACCAAUUCUGUGCUGAUUUGGUAGAGAAGAUCAAAGCCUUGAGCCGCAACUCUGACCACACCCUCCCCAUGAGGGUCAACUUCAUCCGCCUCAAGAGCUAUCUGAAUGACCAGUCAACAGAGGAUCUCCACAUCGUGGGGGUGGAAGACCUGUCGUUCCUCAGUGGAAAGAAUGUCUUGAUAGUGGAGGCCAUUGUAGGCACAGGGAAGACAAUGAAGACUCUCCUUAAACAUGUGGAGGCCUUCAGGCCUAUGAUGAUCAAAGUAGCAGGACUGCUGGUGAAGAGAGUUCUAAACGGAGCAGGAUGUCUCCCUGACUAUGUUGGUUUUGAGAUACCCAGUCGCUUUGUAGUUGGCUAUGCCCUAGACUACAACGAGUAUUUCAGAGACCUCAAUCAUAUAUGUGUACUGAGUGAAAGGGGAAAACUGAAGUACAAAGUUUAAAAGGGGAGCUGCUGUGUAGGCAAACUGUUGAGGAACAGGAAAUGUUGUGCCACAAAAACCUUGGGCAGGCUUCCCAUGAGUGGUCAGUGACACAAAUGUUAGGAGACUGAUUAAUAAGGAGAGCCACCUCCUUUUCCUUUACUACAUUCAUUGAGACAUUCCUCAGAACCCACUCCUAUUAAAUAUAUUACAUAAGGACCCAAGUACAUUGAUUUGUUUAUAGAACUGUGAAAUGUUAGUUCCAUAUUCUUACCUGUUCAGAAUUUCUAAAUCUUGACAUUGCAUAUUUUUUGUAAAAGAAAAUAACCAUUAAAACUGCCUUUUCAUUGCCUUCUA